Messenger RNA from Phytophthora infestans T30-4, 357 nucleotides. RefSeq lists its product as uncharacterized. Bases 1 to 357 code for a protein of 118 amino acids. The record is from RefSeq and is a predicted model, not a curated record. Lineage: Eukaryota; Oomycota; Peronosporomycetes; Peronosporales; Peronosporaceae. The transcript has a single exon.
AUGGGUGCCGAGGCUUCUCGGCUGUUUGAGAUCCCAGGACUCGUGCGUACAGGCAGCACUGUAACUUGGGAGGCAUUCGACGUCCCGCUUCACCAGAUCGUUACUCGCUACACACAGGUGGCCAAGCGAAAGCAGCUUGGACGACAAGCGCCCUCCUGGGUGGACGCUGUGCCUUGUGCUGUACUGCAGCGCUCUGUCACCGAGUACAAGUCACACGUGAAAACGUACUUCGCCUACGCGCAGCAGAUUUCCAUGCACCAGCGUGUACCAACGCCUGUGUUCUCUGUCAAGACGGGAGAGAACGAUUCCGUCCCUGUUUCAACUGACAGUGCUCUCGCAGCUGCUUCAUUAGCGUGA